Molecule: messenger RNA, 1694 nt
Organism: Schizosaccharomyces octosporus yFS286
Lineage: Eukaryota; Fungi; Ascomycota; Schizosaccharomycetes; Schizosaccharomycetales; Schizosaccharomycetaceae
Product: actin Act1
Exons: 1
Coding region: 96-1223 (375 amino acids)
Source: RefSeq, a predicted model, not a curated record
AUUCCGCUUCAUACAGGUCACCACAGCCUUACAUUGAACUUACCGUUUACCAACUACUUUUUGUAAGCAAUACAAAAACUCAAAAACCAAAAACCAUGGAAGAAGAAAUCGCAGCAUUAGUUAUUGAUAACGGCUCUGGUAUGUGCAAGGCCGGUUUUGCCGGUGAUGAUGCCCCUAGAGCUGUUUUCCCAUCUAUCGUCGGUAGACCCCGUCACCACGGUAUCAUGGUGGGUAUGGGUCAAAAGGACUCCUAUGUUGGUGAUGAAGCUCAAAGCAAGCGUGGUAUUUUGACUUUGAAGUAUCCUAUUGAACACGGUAUCGUCAACAACUGGGACGAUAUGGAAAAAAUCUGGCACCACACCUUCUACAACGAGUUGCGUGUUGCUCCCGAAGAGCACCCCUGCUUGUUGACUGAAGCUCCUUUGAACCCCAAGUCUAACCGUGAAAAGAUGACUCAAAUUAUCUUUGAAACAUUCAAUGCUCCCGCCUUUUACGUUUCCAUUCAAGCCGUCUUGUCCUUGUACGCUUCCGGUCGUACCACUGGUAUCGUAUUGGACUCUGGUGAUGGUGUCACUCACACUGUUCCUAUUUAUGAAGGUUAUGCUCUUCCUCAUGCCAUUAUGCGUCUUGACCUCGCCGGUCGUGAUUUGACUGACUAUCUUAUGAAGAUUCUUAUGGAGCGUGGUUACACCUUCUCUACCACCGCCGAACGUGAAAUUGUUCGUGAUAUCAAGGAGAAGCUCUGCUACGUUGCCUUGGACUUUGAACAAGAACUCCAAACUGCUGCUCAAUCUUCUUCUCUCGAGAAGUCUUAUGAACUUCCCGACGGUCAAGUUAUCACUAUUGGUAACGAACGCUUCCGUGCUCCUGAAGCUAUGUUCCAACCCUCUGUCCUGGGUCUUGAAAACGCCGGUGUUCAUGAAGCUACUUAUAACUCUAUUAUGAAGUGUGAUGUUGAUAUUCGUAAAGAUUUGUAUGGUAACGUUGUUAUGUCUGGUGGUACUACUAUGUACCCUGGUAUCGCCGAUCGUAUGCAGAAGGAAAUCCAAGCCCUUGCUCCUAGCUCAAUGAAGGUUAAGAUUGUCGCUCCCCCUGAGCGUAAGUACUCUGUCUGGAUUGGUGGUUCCAUUCUCGCCUCUCUUUCUACUUUCCAACAAAUGUGGAUCUCCAAGCAGGAAUACGAUGAGAGCGGUCCUGGUAUCGUUUACCGCAAGUGCUUCUAAGUUCUUUCAUUUUUGUAACGUUUACGUACUUUUGAAUAACAUCGAUUCUUUCUGAUAUAUAUUUUUCUAGCUCCUCAAUCUUUACAUAUCGUGUUCCUUAUUUCAAAUGACCUUUAAAAUAAUCGAUGGUUUAUCUUUUUUCUACUAACCGGGAGUUUUCGUUAUGGACAGGGUGCUUUGCUUCUUGUUGCUUUCGUUUAGCUGAUGCUCUUCCUUUUUCCUUAUUCUUGCUAGUAUAGACAGAAAAACGGAGUUCUAUAUGUGUUCAUGAAUAUGGGACAAACUAUCUUGUCCAUGAUUAAUUACUACGGUGCUUCCGUCUAUAGAAUAUAAAAAGUUCUCACUUUGGUUUUCCAUCAAGACCGAUGCAUCGUGUGAUGUCUCCCUAUUGAUGGUUUCUUUACUACAAUUAUCAAUUAGAUUAUUAUAAAUGAAUGAUAUAAACAGUUUUUAUUUUUUUUAUACAGAAAA